Molecule: messenger RNA, 4044 nt
Organism: Salvia miltiorrhiza (redroot sage)
Lineage: Eukaryota; Viridiplantae; Streptophyta; Magnoliopsida; Lamiales; Lamiaceae
Exons: 4
Coding region: 1-4044 (1347 amino acids)
Molecular function (GO): RNA-DNA hybrid ribonuclease activity; nucleic acid binding
Source: RefSeq, a predicted model, not a curated record
AUGUCCCUUCUUGCACAUUACUGCAGCAUAUAUAGACCGUGUUUUCUUGGCAUUCUUGAGCCCAAGUCUAGGUUCUCGGGGAUUCCAAGUUCUUUUUGGCGUUCUUUACACCUUGUCCCGGUUCACCAGAAUACUCGUGACAGACGUCGCUCCAAUAUCUGGGUUUUUGCUGAUCCGUCUCUUGUUCCGACAGUGGUGUUCUCUUAUGCUCAGGUGGUGGUCAUCCGUUGCUCUCUUUUGGGGACUUUAUGCACUCUGGCUUUCACUCACGCCUCUUGUAAUUAUGUGGAGCGCCGUCAGCUCUGGUUAGACAUGAUUCCUUUCAUUGGAGGCCCUUCUCUUAUGAUUGGAGAUUUCAAUGCUAUUUUAGGGGCCCAUGAGCGACGGGGGCGUCGCGUUCCGGCUUCUACCCCCUGUGAUGAGUUCCGUGCUUUCAUUGAUGAUCAUGAUUUGAUUCAGCCGGAUACCUCGGGUCCUUUCUUCACGUGGACUGACAGACGGAGAUUCCCUUCUCCUAUUGAGUCGGUUCUUGACCGUGCUCUUUUCUCUCAGGGUUUCGCUGAUAUUUGGUAUUCUUCUACCUCAAUUGUUCUUCCUAGGCUUGGGUCUGACCAUUCCCCCAUUUUGUUGCGAUGCCAGGACACUGCUAAUCCUCCUGCUGAACGUCGGUUUCGUUUUCUGAAUAUGUGGUGCUCGCAUGAGGGUUUCCUUGAUCAAGUCCGUGCUUCUUGGACUCUGCCGCUGGAUUAUCUUUGCCCGAUGGUCAGGGUUAUGAAAAAGUUGAAGAGACUUCGACCGACUCUCAAGACCUGGAACAGAGACGUUUUUGGGAACUACAAUACUACUCUUGCCGAGCUUCAACAUGAUCUGAGCUCUCUUCAGGAAAAUAUUGACGAACAAGGUUAUACGGAGGAUUUUUUCGAUCAGGAGGUCAGUUUGCAAGCUCGUAUUGGUUCGACUCUCAUGCGCAAGUCUGAACACUUGAGGCAGCAAAGUCGGGUUUCUUGGCUUUCCGACGGGGAUAGGAACACUCGCUUCUUCCACUCUAUGGUCAAAUGGCGUCGUUCCAAUCAAAAUAUCAAGCAGCUUAGCAUUGAUGGGGUUAUCUCGGAGGACCCGGUUGUCAUGGCGAAUCAUGUGAUCCAGUUCUACGAGGAUCUCUUCUCUGAGCCUGUCUCUGCGCCUGUGGACAGAUCGUGGAUUUCUGGUUAUAUCCCUGCUUUGAUUACUUCGGCCCAGGCUGACAUGCUCACAGCCAUUCCUUCGGCUGAUGAUAUUCGUUCGGCCGUCUUUGCCAUGGAUAGGCAUAGCGCUCCUGGCCCGGAUGGGUUUAACCGGGCCUUUUUUCAGCACUCGUGGGAGGUGGUGGGGGAGGAUUUAGUUGCUGCGGUUUGUAGGUUCUUCACUCAUAGCUAUCUUCCUCAUGGUCUGAACUCCAAUUUGCUUUGCCUUCUCCCCAAGAAGACCAAUGCGGUUCUGGUCUCGAAUUUUCGGCCCAUUGUGCUGGGAAACUUCUUCUUCAAAAUCAUCACUAAGAUUCUGGCUUCUCGGUUGAAUGCGGUGGCUGCUGUUAUUGUCUCGGCCAAUCAGUUUGGGUUUAUCUCUGGGCGAUCCAUUCAGGAAUGUAUUUUGCUGGCCUCCGAAGGCGUAAAUUGCAUGGAGCGCUCGGCACAGGGGAAAAACAUGGCUCUGAAAGUCGACAUUAGGAAAGCUUUUGACACUCUGAGUUGGGAUUUUGUGGAGGUGGUUCUCGACAGUUUUGGUUUUCCUCAGAUGUUUAGACAUUGGAUCAGAGUUAUCUUUCAGUCUGCCAGAAUUUAUAUUCUCUUCAAUGGGGAGCAGCAUGGUUUUUUUGGUUGUUCUCGUGGGGUGCGACAGGGUGAUCCCCUUUCUCCUGUCCUUUUUGGACUUGCCGAUGAGGUUCUGAGUCGCCUUCUCUGGGAUGCUGCUGACAGGGGGUUUAUUGCUCGUAUGAGGAUGUCUCGCAAGGCUACUCGGCGCAGCUGCCGGAUGAUUGAGUCGAUUCUUCAGAUUUAUGCCUCUGUUUCUGGACAGUUCUGCAAUAAGGCCAAGUCUACGAUUUUCUUUGGCAAGGGUGUUUCUGCUCAGAUGCGACGUAGGCUUCAGCGAGAUCUUGGUUUCGCCACUGGCUCUUUGCCGUUUGUUUAUUUGGGCGUACCUAUUUUUGCUGGUCGUGCUUCUGCUGCCCGUCUCAUCGGCAUUCGUGAUCGCAUUAUUGCGCACUUUCCUAGAUGGCAGGGCAUGCAGUUAUCUAUGGCGGGCCGGCUUUGCCUGGUUACUUCCGUCAUUCAGAGCGCAGUGGUUCAUAGCAUGCUGAUCUAUAAGUGGCCGGCAAAAUUGCUCCACGAUUUGGAUAGGGCCUGUCGGUCUUUUAUCUGGACUGGUUGUACUACCACCAAGCCUAAGUCGUCGGUGGCUUGGAAUAGGGUUUGUGCUACCAAAGCACAAGGGGGGCUUAAUGUGAAGUCUUUUACUCACAUCAGCCAGAGCUUCCAGAUGCGUUUAGGUUGGCUGCUGCUUACUGCGGACUCUUUUGGCUUCCAAUUCUUCCGUCAGCGGUAUCUGGAUGAGUGCUUGAGACCCCGUUCACUGUGGUUUUCUUCUACUAUCUGGUUGGGUACUCGUUCCGUCAUCCAUUCUCUUGUCAGUGAUACUCACUGCUCCAUUGGCACCGGCUCUUCUAUUCUCUUUUGGAUUGAUAACUGGCUUGGGUAUCGACUGGUCGACAGAAUUGGUAUUCCGACUGCUGUUCAUCAUUCUCUUAUGCACUCGGUCUCGGACUACUUCUUUGAUGAUACUUGGCACUUCACCCUGGAUUUCUUGCAGACCUUUCCGGACAUAGCUUUUGACAUUGUUUCGGUUCCUAUUGGAGGGGGGUGGAUCGACGUGCCUGGACUCAUUCUCAUUUUGGUGAGUUCUCUUCGUCGCUCUGGUUUUAUUGGCCCGGGCUGGUGCCCCAUUUGCCGGAAUGCUUCUGAGGAUAUUGAUCAUCUGUUCUGGGAUUGUACUAUUGCUCGACAGAUCUGGUACUCCCUUUUCACUUGGUUCCGGGUGGACAUCCCGUUUGUUCAUGAUAUUGGGAGUCUGAUCCUUUGGGCGAUGAAGGAUCCGGCUAGCAAGCAGGUUGAUAAUCUUUGGAGGAUUGGAGUCAUGUCCACUGUUUGGAGCAUCUGGAAUAUGCGCAACAGAGUUGUGUUUGAUGGGGCUACGGUCUCUGCGACUGCGGUUUCGGUGCAGAUCAAAGCUUUUAUUUUGGAGACUUCUCGUUCCUGUUUGGGGGAGAUGGCUAACUCGGUUGAGGAGCUGUUGAUUCUUCAUGGCCUUGGUGUUCCGGGAAGAUCCCGUCGUCCGCUCUCGUAUGUCUAUGUCUACUGGACCCCUCCCCCGGCCCCGUGGCGCAAAAUUAAUAUUGAUGGUUCUGUUCACGGCUCCCCUCUUCACAUUCAUGUUGGAUGCGUUAUUAGAGACUCGUCUCGAGUUCUGGGCUGUUUUAAUUUCUCUGUUGGGCGUGGUUGGGCGUUCGAGGCGGAGCUGCUUGCUCUCGUCAUUGCUUUGGAGCAGACGGUCUCUCAUGGUUGGAGUCAUGUUUGGAUUGAGACUGAUUGCACCUAUCUGGUGGACCUUUUCCGGUCGCGUUCUGACACUGUUCCUUGGAGAUUCCUUAGCCGUUGGCGUAAGGUCCUUUCUUCUACCGUGAAUUUCCAUAUUAUUAUUACUCACAUCUACAGGGAAGGGAACCGGGUUGCGGACUGCUUGGCUUCUUCGGUGGUGGAAGAAGGUUACUGGAAUUUUGCGAUCCCGGAGAUUCUCCAUCUGGUUCGCGAUGACAGAAGACAGUUGCCUUACAUUCGGAUUACUUUUUACCUCUCUUACGCUUUUGGUUCUGUUUGGAUCUUCGAGGAUCUGGUUCGUGUGGUGGGAUCGGUGAAAAGCUCGAAGGACGGCGUUGAACUUUGCUAUGGUGCUCGAGGUUUGCUCUGGAGUCGAGGCCUGCUUUGGCGCGGUGCUCCGCUCUGGCGUUGA